AUAUUCCGCUCGACACGAAAAAAAAUCCACUUUCCCUCAUCAAUUCUCAGUGUAAAUCUUCAAAAUCACCGACAUCUUGCUUUCUCUCUUACUGCAAAACCAAAAAAACUAAAUAAAACCCUAAUUUAUCUAUCACUCACCGAGUCACUCGCCAUGAUCGAGCUAUCUUCAACAAUACCGAGUCAGAUUCGGUUCCUUCUUCACACCUUGAACGAAGCCAACGUCGACUCCGUGUUUCGCGACCUCUGUCAGUUCAUGGAGUAUGGAUUUGAAGGAAGUGUUCUGACGCUCCAAACAUGUUUGGAAUAUUUGAAGACUGACUUGAAAAACAUGCAGUUGGAACCCGUACUGGUUUCGGUUUUCAAGUUUGUUUUGGACAAACCGAAUUCCACUACUGUGUUUUGUCAGUCUUUAAGAAGUUUGGAGAUCACUGAAAAUUUCUUAGAGAAGUUGUCUAAUUCGCUGAAGCUAUCUGUGGCUGAGAAAAUUGGCAUUGGUCUCGCGCUCACCGAUGCGGAGAACGCUGAUACCAGGAUGUUUGCAAAGAAGUUUUGUAUGGCUCAAAUUGAGGAAUUGUGUGCGAAUCCUGUUCUGAUAAGUUCAGUUGAUCAAGUUCAGAAUAUUGUUAUGUUCCUACAGCGGUCGGAGGGGCUAUCCAAGCAUGUUGAUAGCUUUAUGCAGAUGUUGUCGUUAAUGCAGUCAAAAGAUGUUACCCCAUUUGUUUUAACUCCACUGAUUUCUGAUGAACUGCGCGAGGCCAAUUUUUGGAGGAAUAUGGAUCUCUUCCAUGGAAGUACAGAGAGUGAAUUUGAUGCUAUUUUAGCUGAAAUGGAAAAGGAGAUGAGCUUGGGAGAUAUUGUGAAAGAGUUAGGCUAUGGAUGCACAUUUGAUGCAUUGCACUGCAAAGAAAUAUUAUCUCCUUUUCUGCCACUGUCAGAAGUUACAAUCUCUAAGAUACUUGGAACAAUUGCCCGCAACCUUACCGGGCUUGAGGACAACCAGAGCACAUUUUCAACGUUUGGCUUGGCUCUUGGUUGUGACAUUACAACUGAUCUUCAACAGUUAAGCUCCUGGGACGUUGACAUCCUUGUAAAAACAAUCAAGCAACUUGCUCCUGGUACUAACUGGAUUCAAGUUAUUGAAAAUCUGGAUCAUGAAGGAUUUUACAUACCUAAUGAGGAGGCAUUCUCCUUUCUGAUGUCUGCAUAUAGACAGGCAUGCCAGAAUCCUUUCCCUCUCCAUGCAAUCUGUGGGUCUCUUUGGAAGAAUACUGAAGGUCAACUAUCUUUUCUGAAACAUGCAGUACUUGCACCACCAGAAGUGUUCACCUUUGCUCAUUCUGGAAGGCAGCUGAACUAUAUGGAUGCUGUGCAUGGCCAUAAAUUCCAAGUUGGGCAUGCUAAUCAUGCAUGGCUGUGUCUUGACCUUUUGGAUGUGCUUUGUCAACUUGCUGAGACAGGUCAUGCUAGUUCUGUUCGAUCAAUUCUCGAGUAUCCUCUUAAACACUGUCCGGAAUUGUUGCUUUUUGGGAUGUUCAAUAUCAAUACUGCCUACAGCCUCCUCCAAUACGAAGUGUCUUUUAGGGUUUUCCCCCUUAUACUCAAAAGCCCUGCUUGUGGUGGUAUGAUGCUUUACCUUUGGCAUCUGAACCCUAAUCUUGUGUUGCGGGGAUUUGUAGAGGCUGGCAAUGUUGAAUCAAACAUCAUGACCAAGAUAUUGGAUGUAUGUCAAGAGCUAAAGAUUUUUUCAUCAGUAUUAGACAUGAUUCCCUUUCCUUCUGGUAUCCGAUUGGCAGCCCUUGCUUCAAGAAAAGAGCUUAUAGACCUUGAAAAGUGGCUGAGUAAUAAUUUAAUUACAUACAAGGAUUCAUUCUUCGAGGAAUGUCUCAGGUUUCUGAAGGAGAUUCAGCUCGGUGGAUCACAGGAUUUUUCUGCGAAACCUUUUCAUCAUCAAAGCAAUAUUGUGAACCAUUAUUCAGAAACUAGUUCAUCCUUCCUGAAGGUCCUUCAAGCUCACACCAGCUUAAUUAUCUCUACCGAACUGUCUGAGGAAAUGGAAAGGUUGCAUGUGACAGCAAUGGACUCUAAUCCAAGGCUGCAAAAUGGUAGCUCAGCAGAUUCAUCUACCCCUGAUGGGUUUUCAGAUGAUGUUGAGGCAGAGGCAAACUCUUAUUUCCAUCAAAUGUUUUCUGGUCAGCUGACAAUUGAUGCAAUGGUUCAAAUGCUUGCUAGAUUCAAGGAAUCUUCAGUGAAAAGGGAACAAUUGAUUUUCGAGUGCAUGAUUGGCAAUCUAUUUGAAGAAUAUAGAUUCUUCCCUAAGUAUCCAGAAAGGCAACUAAAAAUUGCUGCUCUUCUUUUUGGUUCUGUUAUCAAGCACCAGCUUGUUACUCAUCUCACUCUUGGGAUUGCUUUGCGUGGUGUUUUAGAUGCACUUCGCAAACCUCCAGAUUCCAAAAUGUUUGUGUUUGGUACCAAGUCUUUGGAGCAGUUUGUGGAUCGUUUGAUUGAAUGGCCACAGUAUUGCAAUCAUAUCUUACAAAUAUCUCAUCUGCGUGGUACUCAUAAUGAGCUUGUUGCUUUCAUUGAACGAGCACUUGCCAGGAUUUCAUCAGGGCAUUUGGAAUCAGAUGGAACUAACAAUGCUUCUGCUGCUCAUCACCAUGGUUUGUUACAGGCUGCCUCAGUAAAUGGAGAGUCAAAUAGCAUUAACAUUCCACAGCUUGGGCAGCAACUUUCAUCUACACUCCACAGUCAACAGAGACAUGAAAGUUCUCUUGAUGACCGCCUGAAGGCAUCUGCAGCUCCAUUUAAUGACACUAAACCAUUUCUAUCUUCCGGUGGGCAAUCUUCAGCUGCUUCAAGUGAUGCUUCUAGCAUUCAGAAGAAUACAGUUACUUCUUCAUCUUUGUUGUCUUCUUCACCUGGUUUUGUCCGUCCUUCCCGUGCAGUUACCUCUACCAGGUUUGGCUCUGCAUUGAACAUCGAAACACUUGUAGCUGCUGCUGAGAGAAGAGAAACACAAAUAGAGGCUCCAGGAUCAGAGAUUCAGGACAAAAUAUCGUUCAUAAUUAAUAAUAUUUCAGUUGCAAAUGUUGAAGCUAAAGCAAAAGAAUUCACUGAAAUACUGAAGGAGCAGCACUAUCCCUGGUUUGCUCAGUACAUGGUCAUGAAAAGAGCAAGCAUUGAGCCCAAUUUUCACGAUUUGUACUUGAAGUUCCUUGAUAAAGUUUAUUCAAAAGCUUUAAGUAAGGAGAUUGUCCAAAACUCAUAUGAGAACUGCAAGGUUCUUUUGGGAUCAGAGCUCAUAAAAUCUAGUUCCGAAGAACGUUCAUUGCUAAAAAAUUUGGGAAGCUGGCUUGGAAAAUUAACUAUUGGAAGGAACCAAGUUCUGAGGGCACGUGAAAUAGAUCCUAAAUCUUUGAUCAUAGAGGCAUAUGAGAAGGGAUUGAUGAUUGCAGUUAUACCAUUUACAUCCAAGGUUCUGGAGCCAUGUCAAAGCAGUCUAGCAUACCAACCUCCUAAUCCUUGGACUAUGGGCAUUCUUGGAUUGCUGGCUGAGAUCUACUCAAUGCCAAACUUGAAAAUGAACCUCAAAUUUGACAUAGAGGUCUUGUUCAAGAAUCUUGGCGUAGAUAUGAAGGACAUUGCACCAACUUCUCUCCUGAAGGAUCGGAAAAGGGAAAUUGAAGGGAAUCCUGAUUUUUCCAACAAAGAUGUUGGAGCAUCCCAACCACAGCUGGUUCCUGAAGUUAAAUCUGGAAUUAUAUCUCCACUAAAUCAUGUUGAGCUACCGCUUGAGGUUGCAAGCCCACCUAAUUCUGGUGGUCAUGCUCAUUUGUUAUCUCAGUAUACCUCUCCUGUUCAUGCAUUGAUGGAGGAUGACAAACUAGCUGCAUUAGGCUUGUCUGAUCAGCUCCCUUCUGCUCAAGGUCUAUUCCAAGCGACUCCGUCCCAGUCAACAUUUUCUGCUAGUCAGCUUCCCACAGCAAUACCCAACAUCGGAACUCAUGUUAUUAUCAAUCAGAAACUAAAUUCUUGGGGCUUACAUGUGCAUUUUCAAAGACUGGUUCCUGCUGUAAUGGAUAGAGCUAUCAAAGAUAUCGUUUCUGGUAUUGUUCAACGAAGUGUUUCUAUUGCAACACAGACAACAAAAGAGCUUGUUCUGAAGGAUUAUGCCAUGGAAUCCGAUGAAACAAGAAUAUAUAAUGCAGCACACUUAAUGGUUGCCAGUUUGGCUGGAAGCUUAGCUCAUGUAACAUGCAAGGAGCCAUUACGUAGUUCAAUAUCAAGUCAGCUAAGGAAUUCAGUUCAGAGUUUCUCUUUAACAAGUGAAAUUCUGGAGCACGCUGUGCAACUUGUUACCAAUGAUAACCUUGAUCUUGGGUGUGCAGUGAUUGAACAGGCUGCCACAGAUAAGGCCAUACAAACCAUUGACACUGAAAUAGCUCAACAACUAGUAAGAAGGAAGCAUAGAGAUGGUGUUGGCCAAACAUUUUUUGACGCAAACAUGUACACCCAAAGUUCUAUGGGUGUUGUACCUGAGGCCCUUCGCCCCAAGCCUGGUCACUUGUCUGUUUCUCAACAGCGAGUUUACGAGGAUUUUGUUCGUCUUCCAUGGCAAAACCAAUCUAGCCAUAGCUCACAUGUCAUUCCUGCGGGUUCUGCUUCUUCUGGUGCUUCUGGUCUUGCUAGUGCAUAUGGUUCAGUUUCAUCAGAUGUGGCUUCUGAAGCUAUUGAAUCUAAUUCAGCUGCACUUCUUAGUGCUUCUUCAAUUCAUAGUGCAGCAGCUGAUGGUGUUAUCCCACAAAGUUCUGAAAACAAUUCAAUCAGUGCUUCAUUCUCUGCUACUGCUGCUUCCUCUGAACUUCACCCAGUGGAAUCCUCAGAUGUAAAGGAAUCGGGAGUUUCUUCUGAGCCAUCUUUAGCUGCUUCUGAGCGUGCUGGGAGUAGCGUUGCAGAUGCUUCCCUGAACACUAGGGAUGCAUUGGACAAGUACCAGAUUAUUGCGCAGAAGUUGGAGACUUUAGUGGCUAGUGAUUCUAGAGAAGCUGAAAUCCAGGGGGUAGUUACAGAGGUUCCUGAAAUCAUACUCAGAUGUGUCAGUCGAGAUGAGGCUGCAUUGGCUGUGGCACAAAAGGUAUUCAAGGGUCUAUAUGAGAAUGCAUCGAACAGUUUUCACGUUAAUGCUUGCCUUGCAAUUCUGGCUGCUAUUCGUGAUGUGUGCAAGCUUGUGGUUAAAGAACUCACUAGUUGGGUGAUUUACUCAGAUGAGGAGCGAAAGUUCAAUAAAGAUAUUACUCUUGGCCUGAUAAGCAGUGAAUUGCUCAAUCUUGCAGAGUACAAUGUUCAUAUGGCAAAACUUAUUGAUGGGGGAAGGAAUAAAGCUGCAACGGACUUUGCCAUUUCCCUUGUCCAAGCUUUGGUUGUUGAAGAAUCCAAUGUCAUCUCUGAACUCCACAAUCUUGUUGAUGCACUGGCCAAGCUAGCCACAAAAUCUGGAUCUGCCGAGUCAUUACAACAGCUGAUUGAGAUUGUCAGGAAUCCUGGUGCCAAUGCGGCUUCUCUAACUAGUUUAACUCUUGGAAAGGAGGACAAGGCAAGACAGUCUAGAGACAAGAAGCCUAUCAGUCAGCUGAUAGCUAACAGGGAAGACUAUGGCAACAUCGAAUCUGUGGAACCAGAAGGUUUUCGUGAGCAGGUUUCCAUGCUUUUUGCGGAAUGGUACCGGAUAUGUGAACUUCCUGGUGCAAAUGAUGCAGCUUCUACCCAUUACAUCUUUCAGCUGCAUCAAAAUGGAUUAUUGAAGGGGGAUGAAAUGACAGAUCGCUUUUUCCGUGUACUCACGGAGCUUUCUGUUGCGCACUGCUUGUCCUCUGAGGUGAAUUCCAGUGCACUGCAAUCACCUCAGCAAGUGCAGAGUCUCUCCUUCCUUGCUAUUGAUAUUUAUGCAAAAUUGGUCCUUUCAAUCCUAAAGGUGGAGCAGGGAUCAAGUAAACUUUUUCUUUUGUCAAAGAUUUUGAGUGUCACUAUGAAACUCGUACAAAAGGAUUCAGAGGAGAGGAAAAAUUCUUUUAAUGCAAGACCAUAUUUCAGAUUGUUUAUAAGCUGGCUUCAAGACCUCCUUUCCCCAGAGCCUGUUAUUGAUGGUGUAAACUUCCAGAUCUUGACAGCCUUUGCUGGUGUAUUCCAUAAUCUGCAGCCUCUUAAAGUUCCUGGUUUCAGCUAUGUGUGGCUCUCAUUAGUGAGUCAUAGGAGUUUCAUGCCAAGAUUGCUCACAGGAAACGCGCAGAAGGGCUGGCCUUAUGUCCAGCGGUUGCUGGUGGACUUGUUCCAGUUCCUGGAGCCAUAUUUGAGGAACGCCGAGCUAGCAGUGCCAGUUCACUUGCUUUAUAAAGGUACGCUUAGGGUGCUUUUGGUGCUGCUGCAUGAUUUCCCAGAGUUCCUUUGUGAUUACCAUUUCACUUUCUGUGAUGUGAUUCCUCCAAGCUGCAUACAAAUGCGUAAUAUUAUUCUCAGUGCUUUCCCUCUCAAUAUGAGGCUGCCGGAUCCAUCUACUCCCAACUUAAAGAUUGAUUUGCUACCGGAAAUUAUGGAACCUCCUCGCAUUUUCUCUGAGGUUGAUGCUGCUCUUAAAGCAAAGCAGAUGAAAGCUGAUGUAGAUGAGUAUCUCAAGACGAGGCAACAGGGUUCUUCAUUCCUGACUGAAUUGAAGCAGAGAUUGCUCCUUAUACCCAGUGAAGCUGCGUCUGCUGGAACCCGCUAUAAUGUACCGUUGAUCAACUCCCUUGUGCUUUAUGCUGGAAUGCAGGCCAUCCAGCAGCUUCAGGCAAGAACACCUCAUGGACAAUCGGCGGGAAAUACUGUUCCUUUAGCUGUAUUUUUGGUGGAUGCUGCUUUAGAUAUUUACCAGACGCUAAUACUGGACCUAGACACUGAAGGCCGAUACCUCUUUCUAAAUGCCGUUGCCAAUCAACUACGCUAUCCGAACAACCAUACACAUUACUUCUCUUUUGUCUUGCUUUACUUGUUUGCUGAAUCAAACCAGGAAAUUAUCCAAGAGCAGAUUACAAGAGUGCUUUUGGAACGCCUAAUUGUUAAUCGACCACAUCCAUGGGGCCUUCUGAUUACUUUCAUCGAGCUCAUCAAGAAUCCUAGGUACAACUUUUGGAAUCGAUCAUUCAUAAGGUGCGCACCGGAGAUAGAGAAACUUUUUGAAUCGGUUGCAAGAUCAUGCGGAGGCUUAAAGCCCAUGGAUGACAGUAUGGUCUCCAGUUGGGUUUCUGAGAGCGCACAUUGAAGUGUACUGAUUAUGCAUUAUGCCUCCUUAAAGUUUUCAAAUUACAAAUUAGUCUGCGACUAAAAUCAUUUUGUAAACAUAUUUAGAGGUCUCAAAAUUCCCCUUUUGUACAUGUACUAUUUCAUCAUGGAUCAAUUCCCUUUGGUAAUGCUCCAAGGCUCUGCGGUCAGAGAUCUCUCUCACAUCAUGUUGACGUGUAAUAUACUGUACAAAUGUAUGGCGUAAUAGGAAGUUGUCAAUAUUGGCCUUUGCCAAAAUUGAUUCAUCUUACCCUGGAUGUGCUACGAGCUCUUGUAAUAGUUGAUAUUUUCUUGAAUGUUGAUUUUUCACGUUUGCAACCA
This is a messenger RNA of Populus nigra (black poplar), 7637 nucleotides long. RefSeq lists its product as uncharacterized. Gene Ontology annotation, biological process: nuclear-transcribed mRNA catabolic process, deadenylation-dependent decay. Lineage: Eukaryota; Viridiplantae; Streptophyta; Magnoliopsida; Malpighiales; Salicaceae. Gene Ontology annotation, cellular component: CCR4-NOT core complex; P-body. The record is from RefSeq and is a predicted model, not a curated record. The coding region runs from base 154 to 7296 and encodes 2380 amino acids. The transcript is spliced from 51 exons. Gene Ontology annotation, molecular function: molecular adaptor activity.